AUGAGAGCCCCAACCCCCCUUUUCGCAGGAAUUGUCGCUUCUUUCCUUUUCUUCGCCAAUAUUGCAUCCAGUGCUUCGCCGGAAAUCCUCAAAGAUGAGCCUCGGCAGUACGCCAAUGUCUCCCUCAACACAGAUACCCAGGGUUUCGCCUUCAGCGAUAACCAUAACCCAGACCUCAGUCUGGUGGCUCGCGAAUAUGUCUGUUCAGUCGGAUACAGUGAAUGCGCCUACAACUCCAUGAAAUGCUGUCCCAUUGGUAGCAGCUGCUGUGGAAAUGGAUACUGCGCCGACCCUGGUGAGACAUGCUGCUCGGUCGGUGGUACUUGUCGCAGUGGCUUCAAAUGCUGCGCUGGAACAGAUGGGUGUGCCCCCAUCGGUGGCGAGUGUUGCUCUGAUGGCACUUAUUGCCGUGCUGGCAAGGAGUGUCGAACAUUCCUUGGACGGAAGACCUGCUGUGCCCCGUCUGGAUGUAUCGGAGAGCAUGAUUCAGGUAGUGAUGACCUUGGAGUCACCGCUCCUACUUUGACAGAGACGGCUACUGCAACAGAGACGGAGACGGAGACUGCUACCAGUACCUCUUUCAAGACUUACUACUAUUACUUCUGGACAUCAUAUGCCCCAUACACCGCUCAGACAGUCACCUCCACCCGCACCACCACAACGACCGUCUGGUCUGUGCUUGCGACAAACAGUCUCGAGGCUGAUGUGGAACUGAUCUCUUCGUCGAGAGAUUACACUUUCUCGGCACCGUACUCGGCUACCUCUUUGAAGACCUCCUCAGAGCCUGUUACGACUUCGACUAGAUCGGCCGCUCCGUCUGCAACUUCAACUUCGUCUGUCGAUGAUGGUGAGGUCUCGGGCUCGGGCGAUCCGGGUAUGUUCCCUGAUAGUGCAGCUGGUACAGCUGGUUUGAGCUUCAGUGUUAGCACUACUGGGCUUAUCGCUGGUACACUCGCCGCUGCCAUUGGUGGCCUGGCAUUUGGGCUGUGA
Molecule: messenger RNA, 990 nt
Organism: Penicillium salamii
Lineage: Eukaryota; Fungi; Ascomycota; Eurotiomycetes; Eurotiales; Aspergillaceae
Source: the annotation of a GenBank genome assembly